Messenger RNA from Chenopodium quinoa (quinoa), 1527 nucleotides. RefSeq lists its product as uncharacterized. The record is from RefSeq and is a predicted model, not a curated record. NCBI's taxonomy places the organism in Eukaryota, Viridiplantae, Streptophyta, Magnoliopsida, Caryophyllales, Amaranthaceae. The coding region runs from base 1 to 1527 and encodes 508 amino acids. The transcript has 8 exons. Gene Ontology annotation, molecular function: nucleic acid binding; zinc ion binding.
AUGAAAGCAUACCCUAAAGUUAGAGAUAAAAAGUGGGCAAAAGAUCUGUACAGUGACAAAACCAAAUGGGCUGAGGCUUUCAUGGUUGAACAGUUUUAUGCAGAUAAUCAGAACAAGUGUAAGUGUCCAUGGGAGAAGAAGCAUGGGAAGAUAGUGUGCACUUGUCAGUUUGAGAACAAGUGUCACUUCAAAAUUUUAUUAAGGCAGAUAAGAAUGGAGGAUACAUUGCAGGUGAGGAACUUAAACUUACACCACACAUGUGGGUUUCAUCAUGAGAGUUCUAAGGUCACUUCAGAGUUUUUAGCAGAUAGGGCAAGGGUCAAGUUAAUUCUGUAUGGAGAUUCUGCUGAGGAGUAUGCACGAGUGUUUGAUUAUGGGUUUGCUGUGCUGAAAUACAACCUAGGAUCUUCAGUAGUUGUUGUCAUUGAAGGGGUUGAAAGGCCUCCACCUAUAUUUCAAAAGAUUUAUAUCUGUUUUGAAGCUUGUAAAGUAGGAUUCAAAAGGGGGUGCAGGCCCAUUAUUGGAUUAGAUGGGUGUCAUUGGAAAGGUGCUUUCCCUGGCAUGAUACUUGUUGCUGUGAGUAAAGAUGACAACAACAAUAUCUACCCUGUUGCUUGGGCUGUGGUGGAGGAUAUUGAGAAGACAAAGGGGAAAGGGUUGACCUUGAUGUCAGACAGGAAAAAGGGACUUUUGGAAGCCUUUGUUGUUGUGACUCCAAAUGCUGAAAUCAGGUUUUGUGUAAGGCACAUUUGGGCUAAUUUCAAGCUUAAAUUUGGUGGUGAGGCUUUCAAAGAGCAUUUUUGGAAGUCAGCAAGGUCAACAACAAGGGCUGAUUUUGAGCUGAACAUGGCAAAGAUAAAUGAAUUGUCUCCAGAUGCAUUCAAAUACUUGGAUGCAAUUCCUCCUAAUCACUGGUUGGCUAGAAACUGUGAAGUGAUUCCUUUAAGGCUGGACAUUUGGGAGGUGGACUACUACAAUGAUAGAUAUGUAGUCAAUUUGGGACAGAUAACAUGUACUUGCUUUAGAUGGGAGCUCACUGGGAUACCAUGCGCUCAUGCUUGGGCUUGUAUCAUUAAGAAGAGACUCAGGCCAGAAGACUUUGUUGAUUCUGUCUAUAGCAAGGACAAAUACCUGGAGGCAUACACACUAACUAUUAAUCCAAUGUCUGGCAUGAAACAAUGGGAAAAGAGGCCUGACAUGAUGCAGCCAAAACCACCUAUCAUGAGAAAAAUGCCUGGCAGACCUUCCCACAAGAAAAGAAAGCAAGAACUUGGUGAAAGGGAAGAGGCUGUAAAACAGCAAAAACAAAAGAAAAAUCCAAAGUGCUCAAACUGUGGAGUGGUAGGGCAUUACAAGAACAAGUGUAAGAACCUAGCACCACCCAAAGAGGUGGACAAAGGAGGCAGACCACCAUCAAUGAACCCUUGGAAUGUUCUACAAAGGCAAAAGAACUGGGAUAGAGCUGUUAAGAAGGGGAAGAUUGACCAAGCAACUGGGACACCCACAUCACAGUCUACUCUUUCUUAG